Molecule: messenger RNA, 5226 nt
Organism: Triticum turgidum subsp. durum (durum wheat)
Lineage: Eukaryota; Viridiplantae; Streptophyta; Magnoliopsida; Poales; Poaceae
Source: the annotation of a GenBank genome assembly
AUGACUUGUGUCUUAAUGGCACUGGACCAAUUCAUUGAUUCCAGCUUUGUUGCUUAUAGUUGUACGAAAAGGUCUGAAGAAGAGGAGGAGAGAUUGCAUAAACAACGUGUAACCUUAAUGAAUACCCUAGUUUCAGCGAUCAAAAUUUCCUUUGUGACCAACGAGGCUACCCAGAAGAGCUUGUCUUCUAUCAGUUGUGCCAUUUCAAGUACAUGGAUAAAGCUUGAUGAGCUCAAAUUUUUAAUCCAUUCCAUCAGUAACAUUGGUGCGACACUUUAUAAUAUUGGACAUCUUGAAGAGGCACCAAAGGCAUUAGAACUAUGCUGUCAAACAACAUGGGCAUACGCCAGACUUUCUUACUGUAGACUAUCAGCAAGAACGGAAGGUCACAUCAUUACUGAGGAUCUACCAAAAGAUACACUGAAGGAUAUCAUUACAGCUGCAUUUGCAAGGAUAACAAAGAUGGUUGGCAUUCUCGAUAGAUGUGGCUCAAAAGCGAUACGUGGUAUUAUUGUGAAGAGCCUGUCUGAAUUUUUUGUUUAUGGUGACACAUCUGAUUAUCACGAAAGCUAUUUGGCUCUGAUAAAGUUAUGGGUGAAGAUAACACUUAAGGAUUUUGAAGAUUACCAACGAGUGGAUAGUGCUCCUCUUCUCUAUCACUCUCUUAUGGGCUGCUCGCCUCCCUUGCCAAUGAAGUUCAUAGGCUUAAUCGUAGAGCAGGAAUUAUUAGCAUAUGGAGAAUCUCGUGUGACCAUGCUCUGUGCAAAUAUGCAACAUAGAAUAGUAGAUAUUCUAUUGAAUGAAAUAUAUUGUUCAAAAGAAUAUUAUCUGGACAGAUCAAAGGUUUUAGUUAGGAAGGCAUGUAUACUCCGUGGAUCUGGGGUGCAAAACAUAAGCAACUGUCUUGAGUCCUUAUCUGAAGCCAUAUCUUUACUGCAAGGCAUCUUACUGGAUUCAUCUCAAGGCAAUGCAAUUGUGAUCCAUGAAUUGGCUAUUGCAUAUUGCCUGCAUGCACAUUGUGCCCAGGAAGCCAAUCAUGGCGGCAAGGUAAUCUUUGAUAAUGCUAGGAGUGUUGUUGGCCUGUGGUCAAAGAUGGGUACUUUGGAUCAUUGUUCUCCUGGUGGGAUCUUUCAGCAGCAAUCCAAAACUCUUGUACCACUUCUUUGUUCCCUGGUUGAUUUGCUGGCAAUGAAGGGCUGCUUUGAGCUUCAGUUUGAACUGUGCAAGCUUAUCAUAAUGAUAUGGAAGCAAGAAAACUUACCCCUAGAAAAGUUAUUCUCCAUGUUAUUUAUCAACGGGCGCCUUAAUCAUGCGUGCUGUCAUCUCCCGAUGGACCAGAAUUUUGUUUCUUAUGUGGCACGGCAUCUUGGUUUUGAUUGCCACAAUACAAUAUUUUGGAGAAACUGUUUCAAAGAAGAUUAUCCUUCUCUUACUAUGUUUCUUCAGCGGUUGUGGCCUGUUGAUUUCUUUUCUCAAUCAUGUGAACACUCCUUUGGAAAUCAGUUUGGUUUCAAUGCUAGUGUUGAUGAGAUUGAUAAAGUUGCAUCAUCUCUGGUUUCUGAAGGUCCUUCGGGUAAUCAAUCAACCUAUCUGGCUGGCUGUAUAUACUAUGAUUUGUCAGAAAGACUUCUGUCAAGAGGACAAGUUCUCCAGGCCAUUUCAUAUGGAAGAGAAGCUCUCCAAUUGCGCAAGAAGCUCCUAAAAAAGAAGUUCAAAUUUAAUUUGGGCAAAUUUGUAAGUGGGGAAAGCCAAUAUUCUGGUGGGCAAGGCUUUGUUUCACUUGAAGCAUGGGGACCAACGAUGGCUGGAAUCUGGCCAGAUUGCACCAGGCCAAGCAGCAUGAGAGAUUCUUUCCUUACCCCAUGGAAUGUACUUAGAUGUUAUCUUGAGAGCAUAUUACAGGUUGCUGUGAUGCAUGAAUUGGUUGGCAAUGGUGCCGAAGCAGAAGUUUUAUUACGGAUAGGAAAGGAGAUAUCAUGUUUCCAAGGACUACCAAUUUUUGCUGUUGUCUUUACAUCAGUGUUAGGUCAAAUAUACCACAAGAGACAGCUAUGGGAUGCCGCUGAGGGUGAGCUUAAACAUGCUAAGGACCUCCUUGCAGAAAAUGAUGAAUUCAUUUCAUGCAAGACAUGCAAGUUGACUCUGCACAUAUCAGUUGAUGUGCAAGCUGGAGAUCUGUCUUGGAAUCUCUUUGAGAAAGACUUGCAGAAACAAUCAACAGGCAAUUUGUCUAGUGCUUUAGGCAUGUAUCAAUCUGCCGUGGAGAAAUUGAAUAACUCUGGUUUGGAUUUUUCUGCUGGAUCCUGUGAUAAAGUUAAUACUAGUUGUAUGUUGUGCAGCAAAGAUUCUAUUGCAGAAACCAAGCGUGGAGCUUGUAAUAAUGGGAAAGAACCCUUAGCAGCCAAGGAUGGAGUUUUACCUCCAUGUACUCCUUGUUUGUUGUUCAGUCAGGUACCUAUUGACCAGUACGAUGAACUUGUGGGAUUAAAAUCUGAAAGGGAGAAUUUGAAGAGUGCCGAAAGUGCUCCACCAUUGGAUGUUAAAGUUAAGAGGGCAUCCGGAACUUCAUUACGUUUAGCUAAAGAACAGAAUGUGUCAGCUCAUGCAAAGACUAGAACCACCCGAUCUAGUAAGCGAACUGCACAUGUGAAAAGUGAAAAAGACUUGGCUGAACUGAAUAACAAAAAUGACAUAUCUUAUAGCAAGGAAUUGUCCACAGAUGGUUUGGUCUGUGGGAAGCUAAACUGUUCUCUUGAUGGUGUUGGCCGCAACAGAGAUGACAUAUGCAAUAUGUUUGGAUGUUGGAGCUGCCUUUUUGUUAAUUCACUCAAUUUUGAGUGCAUUGAGAAUAUACUGCAGUUCAGAGAAGAUUGCAUUCGCCGACGCCAUCUUGUGUCGCUUCUGUUAAAAACAGCAAGAACCUUGGGAGCUCAGGGUGGAAAACAUGGAGCUCAUGAAGUUCAUAGUAUCUACUGGCAGUGCAUAUCAUUGUUGUAUUUCAGAUCUCUUCCUCAAGGGUGUUAUAGAACAUAUGGGCCUCGUUUAGUUGAACUGAUCAUGAAUGAAAAUACUGGUGAUUUUCUUUCUUUAGAGCGUGCAGAAAUACUAUGUAGUAUGAGUUCCUUUUUGCUGAAGGGUUUCCUUUCAGAACAGUCAAGGGAUGGUUGCUGCAGCUUCUGUAGUGUACAAAUGUCUGAUGUUGUUUCAUGGUUGCUGAAAGCUUUUGUGCUAUCUGGAGAGAGUCCUUCACUUCUCCAGGAGGUUUGCAGGCUACUUACAUGCAUAUUCUUACUAUCAACGAUAGAUUCCUCGGUCCAAUUACCUUUGUAUUCCAAGGGAUCUCUCUCUUUGAAUCAUUGGGCCGCAUACUUCCACCAAACUUCUGUUGGAACUUAUCUCAAUUGCCAUUACCUUGCGAGCUUACAAGCAUUGCACAGAAAAACAGAAUCGAAGGGUGUCACUGGAGAUCUCACAGACAAGACAGAUGAAGUUCCAAAGUUUCUAAGGUUUUCAUCGGCAGGCAUGGAACAUCUUGAAAAACAUGUAAUUGAAUUCUUCCAUGAACUUCCUGAUUUACCAAUUGUGUGCAUUAGUAUGCUUGGAGGUGAUAUUGUGAAUGUUCUUGGGGAAACACUUCUUCUCCCUUCCCCUUUUCCUGCUUGGAUGUUGAUCUCAAGGUUUGAUUCAACAAACAAGCCUACCACGAUGCUUCUACCAGUGGAUCCUAUUUCGAAAGAAGCAGAGAAUGGAGACUCUUCUAUCAAACAACUGGAUAAUCCAACUAGAACAUCAGAUAAGGAAUGGAAGUGCCCUUGGAGCUACACUAUAAUAGACUAUGUGGCUCCAACUUUCAAAAAGCUACUUGAGGAUAACUUUAGAUCCCUCUCUGGUGCGACCCACAUUCCAGAGGAUGGAAAAGCAAACGCCAUAAGGUGGUGGUCAGAUAGAAUGAAGCUCAAUGAUGACCUUAGUGAGAUGUUGGAAAACAUUGAAGAAUUGUGGCUAGGACCCUGGAAAUGCCUUCUCCUGGGCCACCAAUUAGCUGACCAACAUAGCAAGUCAGUGCUGGAAAAUCUAAUCACUGCUCUGGAUUCAGAAUUUAAACUUGAAGUAGAUCCAGCACUCAUCAAGGUCAUCCUUGGUGGGGUUGCAUCAGUGGAUGAAUUGAAAGAAUGUGUUUCUCAACUUAUAUCAUACAAAAGUUACUUUGGCAGGGGAGGGUGUUGCGGAAGAGAUAGACUUAGAGCCUUCUGUUGCCAGACUGAUGGUGAAGCUCUGGUGACCCUCGAGCAUUUGUGCAAUGGUAUAGUGGAUGAGCUAUCUGAGCCAAUUGACAGAAAUCCGGUCAUUUUAGUCCUGGAUACUGAUGUGCAGAUGCUUCCUUGGGAGAACUUGCCUGCUUUAAGGAAUCAAGAAAUAUACCGCAUGCCAUCAAUGAGAAGCAUCUUUCUAGCAUUGACUAGAAGCACUAAUCAUCACAAAGAUGCCAGUGCCAUGGCCCCUCCUUUUCCUGUUAUUGACCCUUUCGAUGCAUUCUAUCUGUUGAAUCCUAGUGGUGAUUUGAUCAGCACACAAGAAGAAUUUUAUCAGUUGUUUAGAAACUAUGAGUGGAAGGGAAAUGCUGGGGAUGCUCCAACAGCUGAAGAGCUCGUCUUGGCCCUGAGGAAUCAUGAUCUUUUUCUCUACUUUGGACAUGGAAGUGGAAGUCAGUAUGUCUCUGGAAAGGAAAUUGAGAAGUUAGAUAACUGCGCAGCUGCUCUUCUUAUGGGUUGCAGUAGUGGGACACUUCAUUGCAAAGGCGGUUAUGCUCCUCAAGGGGCACCUUUGUCUUAUUUAUUUGCUGGUUCUCCUUCUGUCAUUGCAAACCUCUGGGACGUCUCGGAUAAAGAUAUCGAUCGAUUUAGUAAAGCAUUGCUGAAUUCAUGGUUGCAAGAAAAAUUUAAGGCCGCCAAGAAUUGCCCUAAAUGUUGCCACCCACUAACACAAGAAUUUGAGUCCACAACGAUUGCUGCAAAGGAUAAUGGUAGGCCAAGACGAAAAGGUACACGACAAGGUCAGAAGCAGCAGCAGACAGGAGAGAUAGAUGGCAGUAGUAACCGCUGUAAUUGCAGGCAUAGGAGAAUAGCUACGCAUAUAAGUGAAGCUAGGCGUGCUUGCAGGCUUCCGCUUAUUAUCGGCGCAUCUCCUGUUUGUUACGGUGUGCCUACUAUCAUCAGGAAGAAGUAA